GCUUCAUACGCGCUGAUGGUUCUGCGCGAUCCGCGUGCGUGCCGCGCGCUGCUUGCGCCAUGUACGACAUUUCGACGCAUUGUUUGGACGAGCGCCGACAAUAUCACAGUUGUGGUUCAGCUUGUCCAAUUAGUUGCUCAACCAGGAAUUCGCCAAGAUGCCACGAAAAUUGCGUAUCUGGUUGUUUCUGCAAAAUUCCGUAUAUUCUUGAGAACGGAAAUGAUCCUCUGCAUUCGAAAUGCAUUCUUCCAUCACAAUGUCCGUUAUUUACAAGUCGAGAGAAUACGGGGACUCCGAUGGCGGCAAUCAUUCCCGUGA
Messenger RNA from Strongylus vulgaris, 318 nucleotides. Lineage: Eukaryota; Metazoa; Nematoda; Chromadorea; Rhabditida; Strongylidae. The record is from the annotation of a GenBank genome assembly.